AACAAAAGAGAUAGUCCAGUNGGAUGUGUUGGAACAACUUAUAGAGAGCCUAUUGGGAUUUUAGGGUUUGGGAAAGGGCCACUUUCUUUACCUUCUCAAUUAGGGUUUCUUCAAAAAGGUUUUUCACAUUGCUUCUUGCCUUUCAAGUUUGCAAAUAACCCUAAUAUGUCUAGCCCUCUAGUUGUGGGUGAACAAGCCAUUUCUUCUAAAGAAAAUUUCCAAUUUACUCCUAUGUUGAAAAGCUUUAUGUACCCUAACUUCUAUUACAUUGUCCUAGAGGCCAUAACUGUGGGGAAUGGUGGUGCCACUACACAAGUACCCUUAGCCUUGAGAGAAUUUGAUUCUUUAGGUAAUGGAGGAAUGUUGAUUGAUUCCGGAACCACAUACACACACCUACCCGAGCCAUUCUACUCGAAUCUUCUCACCACCUUUCAAUCAUCAAUAAAUUACACACGAGCAAAGGAAGUCGAGGCACAAACAGGAUUUGAUCUUUGUUAUAGACUCCCAUGCCCUAAUAACAACAUUAAUACUCUGGUUACCGAUGAUUUCCCUUUAAUUAUGUUCCAUUUCUUGAACAAUGUGAGCCUUAUUUUGCCCAAUGGGAAUAACUUCUAUGCCAUGGGUGCACCAAGAAACUCAACGGUGGUGAAAUGUUUCUUGUUCCAAAGCAUGGAAGAUUCUAAAGAGGGGCCAGCUGGGAUUUUUGGAAGCUUCCAACAGCAAAAUGUGGAAGUUGUGUAUGACUUGGAGAGGGAAAGGAUUGGGUUUCAAAACACUGAUUGUGCCUCAGCUGCAGCUUCUCAAGGACUUCACAAGAAAUAA
Molecule: messenger RNA, 822 nt
Organism: Nicotiana tabacum (common tobacco)
Lineage: Eukaryota; Viridiplantae; Streptophyta; Magnoliopsida; Solanales; Solanaceae
Source: RefSeq, a predicted model, not a curated record